UUUACUUUUGUUUGGAAGUUUUCCUAACAUUUCUAUAUGCCCUAACAAUUUACUCUAAAUAAUAGUAUUGAUUAACCAAUUUGAUGAAUUUGUUGUCGUUUUAUAAUUUAAAUGAUGGCGGUACGCAAAGGGGCUCCCAAAGUUAACAGCUUAGUCUUACAAGAUAAGCUGAUGUUUAUUGGAAGCCUCCGUAUGACUCAACUUAGGCUGUGACGUGAAAAAAAGUGCUUAUCUUCGUUUGCGUAUUUAUAUUUGUGUCCCAUAAGUAGUACUAUCUGCAUCUGGGAUGUUACGUGCGUGGAUACAGUGGCAGCUUGUUGCACAUCGCGGCAACAUCCAUGCGAACUGCAAGGCAGCGGCAGCGUAAGCCGAACGAGACAAGGUCACUAAGUACGUAUUACCAGGGAACCAUACAGCCACCAGUUCACCGCCCUGGCAUUCGAAACUAGGGGAUCCUUCGGGCCGGGAGCUAACGCCUGAUCGCGAAAAUGGGCAAGAAGAUGCGACAAAAAACCGGCAAGGCACGAGCAUCGGAAAUCUACGCCAGCGUAUCUGCACAGAAAUCCAGCCCGGGAAUGCGACCUCCGUUCGCGAACGGCUCCACCGGGAGCUAUAAUCUAGAUCUACAAUUUACAGCAGCUUGGAUGAAGCAAGCUACGUAAGUAGGGCACUCAGCUGACGAUUUACGAAUUAACCAACGAAUCGACACUGGCUUGAACAUGGCCAGCCAGGCACGAAGCCAGCCAUUAGGAGACAGCGAUUCAGAGGAUGGCCAGAUUUCCGAUGGCGACAUCGACGACGAUGGAUCUUCCCCUGUUACUCUGGGUGAUUCCACUAAUCCGACCGAGUCUGUUCCAAAAACUGUGCAGAAGCGUAAACGGGGAAAUGUGUGGAAAAACGCCGUGCUGGAAGAAGAUCUAACAUCGUCCCUAUCGAGGGUGACGACGGACGACAAGACGAGUAAACUCGCGUACAUGGAUCUGGAUGCUCCGUCGACUUCGGCGGACACGACAGGGGGCCCUGCUCGCAAGGGGCGCAAAGGACCAAAGGGUCGCCGACCAGGACAGCGCGGAUCUCGAUCCCAACAGACCAGCAGCGUUCAGUCAUGCGCAGAGGACGGCGUGUCCUCGACCAGUGGCGAAGUCGGCGCUGGGGAUCAGCCUAGCGUCGGCGGCGAGACGGAGAAGGGCGAGAAGCGCAAAAAUGUGCAGGUGCCCAGGGCUAAACGUCGCCCACCCAAAACGCACUUUUUCUCCUCAUAUCCCGAUAUGAAUUCUCCGAUUGAGGAUUUAGAUACGCUGGAUGUGGCCGCCCGCAAAGCUGUUCAUCAACUCAAGGAGAAAUUUAAUCCCUGGACAAUUACUCAGAUUGUGAGUCACUUGGGGAACGCGGAGGCCCGCACCUUACUUCAGCUGACAAAGACUAUCGAGGAGAACGGGGGCAUGUUGACGAAGGAUGGUGAAAAGCGUCGCACAGCAGGCGGUGUUUUCAUUACAAUGUUUAAAUCGAAACAUGAUGAAAAGUAUGGAAAGGACGCUUGGAAGACGAUUAUAGUUGAACCACCGGGUGGAUUGCCGAAGAAGAAAAAUGUUCAAGCUCGCCAACGGGCACUGAAGAGACGUGCGGAGCGGCGUGCCAAGGAAGCCGCCGAGAAAGGCAGCAGCAUUAAAGCGGAGAGUGAAUCGGCGGAUGAAAAUCCGGAUGAAACGAUGGAAAGUAAUGAAUCGAAGGAAGUGAAGGUAGAAAUGGAUGUUGUUACAGACAACGCUCAAGAUGUGAUUUCCACGAACUGAACUGCCCAGACUGGUCUCGUUUGUAGUUGGCACAGAUUUUUGAUAUUUGAUCGAAAUCUUUCGUUUUUUGUGAACGGCAAAACUUGCUUAAGCAGUUAAGCCACUUCAGUUCCCAUUAUUGAUCGUGUUUAUUGAUUGUAUUUUGUUUACAAAGCGUGUGUUUCAGUUUUCCGUAGCGACUUACAAAAUCGGGUAUGGAGAUGAAUGUUUUGUUUACUUAUCACAGAAUAAAACGAUCUAUCACAGUUG
This is a messenger RNA of Paramacrobiotus metropolitanus, 2042 nucleotides long. RefSeq names its product phosphorylated adapter RNA export protein-like. Gene Ontology annotation, biological process: snRNA export from nucleus. The record is from RefSeq and is a predicted model, not a curated record. The transcript has 4 exons. Gene Ontology annotation, cellular component: nucleus. The coding region runs from base 720 to 1793 and encodes 357 amino acids. Lineage: Eukaryota; Metazoa; Tardigrada; Eutardigrada; Parachela; Macrobiotidae.